Lathyrus sativus (Indian pea) is the source of this 1284-nucleotide messenger RNA. The record is from the annotation of a GenBank genome assembly. NCBI's taxonomy places the organism in Eukaryota, Viridiplantae, Streptophyta, Magnoliopsida, Fabales, Fabaceae.
AUGGCUCCACUACUCUACUUCCAUACCAAAAAGCUCUUCCUAAUCUCUCUUCUUUUCUUCUUCCUUUUUCUUUCCAUCUUUUCCUUCACUACAUGCUCUCAACCUCAACUCAACCCUAAACACUCAUCAAAUAUCACCACAAGAACAUUGUUGGAACUCGAAACUGAACAAGAACAAGAAAAUUCUGAAUCUCAACAUCCCUUGAAAAAGAAACCUACUUCCAAAAACCAAACCAAGUUAAUCAAACCAAACAACCUCUCAAAAAACCAAACCAAAACAAUCAAAUCCAAUCACACAAACACCCCCUCCAAAAACCAAACAAAACCUACAACAAAACUCACCGACACUACCACAACUAACCUUAAAAAACUCAAUUCCACAAUCUUCAAAACCAAGAAACUAAAUUCCACAUCAAAAUCAACCACAACCACAAACUCCACAAAAUCACCGGAUCUCAUCAAAGCAAAAACGACAAAAUCCACCGUCACAAAAACAGAUCAACAAGAAUCAAAGAAACCAAACAAACCGAACAACAACAACAGCAAAAAAACACCACCAAGUUGGUUAUUCGACGAUGAAGACACCGACUUCGUUUCAGACUUCAAAGAUCUCCCAAUGAAAUUCCAACAAACACUAAUCCCCGACCUCGAAAAAAUCUCAACAACCUCAAAAGCCUACAUAACAAAAACCAACCAACAAAUCACAAAAAACUUCAAACCUUACGUCGGCAACAAAUACGCACCAACCAUCGCAACUUUACUCUCUUGCACCUGCGUUUUACUUCCAUUACUCUUAGCCUCACUUCUCUUCAACAAAAUCAAAGCCUAUUUCUCUCUCCAAAAGCUCUUAAUUUUCAUUCAAGCUUAUUUAUCAAUCUACUUUUCCAUCCUCUGUUUCUCUUCUCUGAUCACUGGUCUCGAGCCGUUAAAGUUUUUUUACUCUACUUCGCAGUCCACGUAUCUUAUCCUGCAGAUCAUUCAAACACUCGCGUACGUUUUCUACCUUCUGUUACUUCUCAUGUACCUCGUUUUGGUUUUCUCCACUGAAAAUGGUUUGGGCUCGAAGUUCAUGGGCUUGGCCCAAACGUUCGUGGGCUUUUCCGUUGGGCUUCAUUAUUAUAUGACGGUGUUUCAUAAAGUGGUGUUACGGCAACCGCCGAAGACUAAUUGGAAGAUUCACGGGAUUUAUGCCACGUGUUUUUUUGUGAUUGGUGUUCUUGCUACUGCUGAGAGAAGGAAAAAAACUUACUUGGAAGAAGGUGGAGAAGAAGGAAAGAAGAAUUAA